Molecule: messenger RNA, 1780 nt
Organism: Aspergillus piperis CBS 112811
Lineage: Eukaryota; Fungi; Ascomycota; Eurotiomycetes; Eurotiales; Aspergillaceae
Product: 5'-methylthioadenosine/S-adenosylhomocysteine nucleosidase family protein
Exons: 1
Coding region: 34-1542 (502 amino acids)
Biological process (GO): nucleoside metabolic process
Molecular function (GO): catalytic activity
Source: RefSeq, a predicted model, not a curated record
GCGAUAUAUUCCUUUCCCCAACAGGCUAUCCCAAUGGCCCGAUCAUCCUCCCUCGACGUCAAAAAUUUCACGAUCGGCUGGAUCUGCAGUCUUUUGAUCGAGUACAUCGCCGCCUGCAACGUCCUAGACGAGACUUUCCCAGAUACUACACAUGUCUUACUAGGGCAGGGGGAUUGCCGUGCGUACACUCUGGGCCGGAUCGGAAACCAUAAUGUGGUGAUAGUCUGCCUCCCAGCCGAAUCCCCAGGCGUGGUAUCCGCAUCCGCCGUCGAAACAACCUUGCGAAUUACCUUCCCUUCAAUCCGGUUCUCACUCAUGGUCGGAAUCGCUGGCGCUACGGCUGGGUUAAAAGAAGAUGUGCGACUGGGCGAUGUGGUCAUAGGGACUAGGAUUGUCCCGUACGAAUUCGGGAAAGUGACCCAUCAUGGGUUCCAAUCUACGGGACAUUGUCCCCGGCCGCCGGCUAUUCUUCAUAAUCGGGUGAAUACUUUCAAGUAUAAGUCUCUACUUGACUUGGAUAUUGGGCAUCUUGUUGAGGAUAAAGCGCGGUUUUUGCCUGUUCCGCUACGGCAUUUAUUUCGACGACCGGAGUUGGAGGAUCGUCUCUAUGAAUCGGAUUAUAUUCAUGGUGAACAUUGCGACUGUGAGAAAACGAUGGUUUAUGAUUCGUCUCUCCUUGUUCUUCGGGAGCCCCGACCAGGGGAUGCUGGGGUCAAGGUUCAUUCGGGGACCAUCGCGUCCGGGGAUAAGCUUAUCAAGAAUGCUCAAACGCGCAACGACUGGGGGAACACAUUCAAUGCACUAUGUUUUGACAUGGAGUCUGCGGGUUUGAGUAGAGGUUCCCUGACGAUCCGUGGCAUCGACAAUUAUGCUGACUCGCAUAAAAGCGACCGCUGGCAGGGCUACGCUGCCAUGGCUGCGGCUGUUUGUGCGGCGGAGUUUCUUAAGAUGGUCCCAGUUAGCGAUGUCCCCCAGGGUCAAUUUAGGAUUAUGGAUGAAGUUAGCAGGGUUAUGACGGCUUCAAUAAAGGAGAUGACGUCCGUCUUGGACGGUCUUCCCAGUCCGGAAAAUUACGUGACAACUUUGCUGGCUGUGGAUAAGAGAUUAGCAGCCAUGGAGCAGCGUCUUGCUUUGCUAGAUACUUGGCAGCGAUCGGCUGAGGCCCUCGAGACGAAAUUAGAUAUGGCAUUGGAGAAAUUGAAUUAUCUGCAGAAAGCUGAACGCCAAACGCAGCCCCCUUUCAUCCAAGCGAACACAACCAAUGGCGACGAUGACAAUUUGCCCUAUGAUCUCAUCGGAGAAAAAAAGAUAGCGAGCUUCGAGAUGGUGGAUAGCAAUUCAGAACCAUCCAAGCAAUCAAUAGGGGGUUCAGACACAUUCUUCAAAGCCGAACUAGCAUCUUCGGACACGCACAGGAUUCAGUUCGAGUGUUCCAUCAGGUCUACAAAGCCGCUACCGCCACCAAAGCCGAUCAGAUUUCGCUCACGUUCCAUAUGGGAAGAGACAGCGCGCUACAAUCCAGGUGGUAGUCCCAGAUUAUAGCAAGUAAGAUCCUUACUGUAUCUAGUGAGAAUGGGCUAAGGGUCUACAGAUUGUAUUGCCAGAACCUGUGUGGUUUUGUGGAACCAGACCGGUUCUCCAACUCCCAACAAGAGUGAAUACCGACCCUGAGCCACACUGGCGGGUUCACCGAUUUCAGCAAUUUGACUUCCAUCUAUAAGGUAGCAUUUCAAUGUACAGUAGUAACAUAUUUGCACUGAAGCUCCAACCCUGCACUCAA